GUGCCGAUGACGCAAGUGGUGGCCGUGGCCGGCGAGCCUGUCUACCUGCCGUGCGACAUCGCGACACAGGAUGAAGAUGACGCCGUCUUAUUAGUGCUUUGGUACCGAGAGGAUCUUGGUACUCCUAUAUAUAGUGUCGACGCAAGAGAAAGAGACUUCGGUGUCGCUGAGCGCUGGUCGGAUGAAAGUGUGUUCGCGUCCAGAGCAUACUUUCUACCCGAGAGAAGACCAGCAGAGCUCGGAGUAGACCGAGUGAAGGCUUCAGAUCAAGGAGUUUACCGAUGUAGAGUGGACUUCAAACAAGCCCAGACUCGAAAUUCAAGAGUCAAUUUGACUGUUAUAGUACCACCAAAUAAGAUGGUGAUCACGGAUGACAAGGGUGACGUGAAACAAGCCAUUGUCGGCCCGUACAUUGAAGGUGAUACGUUCACGUUGAAGUGUGACGUCAGUGGAGGUCGUCCCCGACCCUGGAUCAAAUGGUUCCGGGACGAGGUAGAGACGGAUACCCCAGCGACCCCUCUCUCCGGUAAUGGGGUCCGAGGGGUCCUCCACGUGGGACCACUCACACGAGUUGACGUGCGAGCUGCUUUUACUUGCAGAGCCUCUAAUCAUCCUCGAGCACACCCUAUAGAAACCACGCUUACUUUGGAUAUGAACUUUCCACCCCUAACAGUCCAUAUCCUCGGGUCCAAUCAGCCUUUAUCAGCCAGUAGAAGAUACGACCUGCUGUGUCAGAGCUCAGGGUCCAGACCACCAGCAUCCAUCACCUGGUGGAAGAAUGGACACAGGAUAAACAAUGCUAAGGAAACGCUUUCAACAGACGGCAACACAACCACGUCAACGGUAUCGCUGCAGCUGACUAAGUCUGAUGCAGGAGCCAAGCUCGCAUGCAGAGCAUCCAACCCUCAGAUGCCGUUGGUACCAGCGCUAGAAGAUGACUGGACGCUGGAUAUACAAUAUGUCCCAGAAACAGUAGUCAGGCUGGGAACGAACCUGGACCCUUCAAACAUCAGAGAAGGCACCGACGUCUACUUCGACUGCAUCAUCAGAGCGCAUCCAUACGUUUAUAAAGUCGAAUGGAGACAUAAUGGUAAAACUCUUCUCCACAACGUGGGCCAAGGCGUCAUCAUCAGCAACCAGUCGCUGGUACUCCAAGGUGUUGGCAGAAAGACAGCUGGCAACUACACCUGUGUGGGGUUCAAUGCAGAAGGCGAUGGGGAAAGCAAACCUUUCACAUUAAAUGUUUUAUAUGCACCUACUUGCCGGAGUUCGCAACAGAGGGUACAUGGAGUAGCGAAACAGGAACGAGCUCACAUUACCUGCCACGUUGACGCUAACCCACCUGAAGUAGUGUUCCGAUGGACCUUCAACAAUACAGCGAACAGCAACGAAGUCAGUGACACGUAUGUCUCCAGAGCUGGUACCAGUUCCACCGUCACCUACACUCCUCACACUGAGAUGGACUAUGGGACUCUUCUCUGCUGGGCACACAAUAGGAUUGGCAAGCAAAGAGUUCCUUGUGUCUAUCACAUUAUUGCUGCGGGUCGUCCUGAUCAAGUUCACAACUGCACAGUAGUGAACGCAUCGUUGACAUCGUUCGGGGUUCGGUGUUCGGAGGGUUUCAACGGUGGCAUGCCACAGUCUUUUCUUCUAGAAGUGCGAGAGAUUGUGACACAGGAGAUUGUAGCCAACGUAUCAAGUGCGGUGCCUCGCUUCACAGCAGUCGGUCUCUCACCAGGUCGAACUUAUGCUGCAGCUGUUCUAGCAUACAAUGCCAAGGGCAGAGGAGAUCCUUAUCCUUUGAGGGCCAGCACCUUGAGGCCACCAGAGAAACACCACGUCCAUGAUAAGAGUUUAGAUCUCCCAAGAACCGCCUUCCAAAUGUCGGGAGCGAUGUCAGUGGCCGUCGGUGGAGGUAUCAUCCUGACAGUAGUCCUGAUACUCUUCAUGAUAGCUAUGAGACAACGCUGUGCUAAACGGAAGCCAAGGUCUGCUCCUCCACCCUCGUCACAACCAGCCAGUCCAGACAAACUGAGGGAGAAGGAGGACAGUGAAAGUGAUGAUAGGAAUCCAGAUAUAAUACCGUCGGAUACUGAUCAGAUGCAGAUGGACUACUACCGUCAGCAACAAGUGUCAACCAUCUCACCGCCGCCGGGGGUGCGGGGCGGGGCACGCGGCAGUGUGGCGGGCGUGCGCGGUGGCCUGCCUGCGUACGCGGCGUUACGCACUGCACCACCGCCUGCGCAUCCCAUGCAUGACCCACAGAUGGAAGAUGGAUAUUCUUAUGGUGUUCUGUUCGUUCAGAACGCGUCGUCAGGCAUUCCGCCACCCGCGCGGUUUGCGUCGGGCUCCUGCACGUUGCCACGGGGUUCAUCAUUGGGCCCAUCGGGAGGUAUUCCUCUACAGCACCUACGGACUCUCCCCCGGCCGACGGGGCCCGCGGGACCGCCAGGCCCGGCGCCAGGCCCCGUGGCACCCGCGGCCGCGCCCCGCCUGCCCCCCCGCGAUACUCCGCUCUGA
This is a messenger RNA of Spodoptera littoralis (African cotton leafworm), 2520 nucleotides long. The record is from the annotation of a GenBank genome assembly. Lineage: Eukaryota; Metazoa; Arthropoda; Insecta; Lepidoptera; Noctuidae.